GACUUUGUGGAGAACGCGUGGUGGAAAGCAUCCCCGCCGGGUGGCGCUGGGCUGCUCCCCGCCGCGCGGCACGAGUCGGAGGUCGUGGAGUUCGACGCGGGCGUCCACGAAGUGGACCAGGUGAUUUGGGCUCGGUCGCUGACGCCACUGGACCCGCGGACGGACGCGUGCUCGAGCGUUGGCGACGAGGACUCCAAGAUGAGACGACUUCGAGAGCGCGUGGUGGAAGUCCCAAGCCCCGCCAACGAGGCCUCAUGCACGCCUGCCUGCACGGACGGAUCCGUACUGCUCGCCCUCCAGCGACGAGUCGGAGGAGACGCGCACGUCCUGUACGGGAGCUGA
Messenger RNA from Prorocentrum cordatum, 342 nucleotides. Lineage: Eukaryota; Dinophyceae; Prorocentrales; Prorocentraceae. The record is from the annotation of a GenBank genome assembly.